Molecule: messenger RNA, 498 nt
Organism: Peronospora farinosa
Lineage: Eukaryota; Oomycota; Peronosporomycetes; Peronosporales; Peronosporaceae
Source: the annotation of a GenBank genome assembly
AUGAUGACGCCGUCCGUGCCCAGGUAUCUAGAUGUGAUCAAGGGCGCUAUGCCGCACAUAAGACCGAGGAGGGGAGGGUAUAUUGCCUGCGUAGAAGACAUUACGAGCAAGCACGGCCAUAUAAAGUAUACGGUGCUAUCCCUGGUGGCAUCUGCACGUAUUCAAAGUUCGAUUCGUGGACAAAACGGAGGAGGUGCAAAGGCGGACGUAGUGGAAUACAACGUCGGCACAUUUUCGAUGAUGGCUAAUAUCUGUGCUCGUACGGUGGCCGAGUCCGACGGUAUGGUGAUGGUGCUGGCUGACACGAAGACGGACAAGACGGUUGCGUGCACAUCAUUGCCACGUAAUGCCGGUGAGAUGAUCUCAGAGGGUGUGAUCGGCAUAAAAUAUGGUGCUGCCAGCGAGGACCCUGGGCGGACGUUCCACGCCCACCCGACGCUACGCGAGGCGUUUCAGGAGUCCUGCGUGGCUGCGUUCGACAAGUCAAUUACAUUCUAA